AUGACUGAGAUUCAGCGUCAUUUCUCAACCAAGGAAGAACAGCGCAACUACAUCGCAAGCGUUAUCACAUUGCUACGAGAGAUGUUCCAUGGCAACCCUUGCGACCGGCUGUCACCAUCAUAA
Fusarium venenatum is the source of this 123-nucleotide messenger RNA. The record is from RefSeq and is a predicted model, not a curated record. Lineage: Eukaryota; Fungi; Ascomycota; Sordariomycetes; Hypocreales; Nectriaceae.